This is a messenger RNA of Coregonus clupeaformis (lake whitefish), 1482 nucleotides long. Its product is annotated as opsin-5-like. Bases 1 to 1200 code for a protein of 399 amino acids. The record is from RefSeq and is a predicted model, not a curated record. The transcript has 5 exons. Gene Ontology annotation, biological process: visual perception; G protein-coupled receptor signaling pathway. Gene Ontology annotation, molecular function: G protein-coupled receptor activity. Gene Ontology annotation, cellular component: membrane. Lineage: Eukaryota; Metazoa; Chordata; Actinopteri; Salmoniformes; Salmonidae.
AUGGGAAAUGCUUCAGACACAGCCUUGUUUGUCUCCACAAUCUCAAAGGAGCUUGACUUCCUCAUGGGCACCCUCUACAGCAUAUUCUGUGUUCUAUCUCUCCUGGGGAAUGGCAUAUUGCUGCUUGUUGCGUAUCGUAAGCACUUGUCCUUGAAGCCGGCCGAGUUCUUCAUCAUUAACCUGUCCAUCAGCGACCUUGGGAUGACCCUGUCUUUAUUCCCUCUGGCCAUUCCCUCUGCAUUCGCUCACAAGUGGUUGUUUAAUGAGAUCACCUGUCAGUUCUAUGCUAUGUGUGGGGUUCUGUUUGGUCUGUGCAGCCUGACCAACCUCACAGCUCUCUCCUUCGUCUGUUGCCUCAAAGUCAGCUUCCCUAACUAUGGUAACAAGUUCUCCUCGUCCCAUGCCUGUGUCCUAGUGGUGUCUGUGUGGUGUUAUGCCUCUGUGUUCGCCAUCAGUCCCCUGGCACAGUGGGGACACUACGGGCCCGAGCCUUAUGGCACUGCCUGCUGCAUUGACUGGCACGCUCCCAACCACGAGCUGUCAACACUGUCCUACAUCGUCUGCCUGUUCCUCUUCUGCUACGCUCUGCCCUGCACCGUCAUCUUCCUCUCCUACACCUUCAUCCUGCUGACGGUGCGCGGCUCUCGCCAGGCCGUCCAGCAGCAUGUGUCGUCCCAAACCAAGACCACCAAUGCACACGGCCUCAUCGUCAAGUUGUCAGUAGCAGUAUGCAUCGGCUUCCUUGGUGCAUGGAGCCCUUACGCCAUAGUGGCCAUGUGGGCGGCAUUUGGUGACGCCACCAGUGUGCCUCCUGCUGCAUUCGCCCUGGCGGCCAUCUUUGCCAAAUCAUCCACCAUCUACAACCCUAUGGUCUACCUGCUGUGCAAACCCAACUUCCGCAAGUGUCUUUGUCGAGACACGUCCACAAUCCGCAAUAGGAUCUGCAGGGGCAGCCCCCGGCCUGAACAGAAAGACCCUUUUGGAUCCAUAUCCCAGCCAUCCCAGAGAAACAACAAGGAAAUUAGCAUCUCAUAUGGACAGCCAGAGAGCCCCAUGGUGUGUCUGCACUGUGCUGAGGAUGGAGCUCCCUUCCACACAGGGACCACAUCCCAGAGGACUGCCUGCAUACUGACAGGCUCCACCUACAGCGAGGUGACUGUCGGUCAACUCUCUGCCAAUCUGCAAGCUGAUUUCCUCUAGUAGUGCAUCAGAACUGUAUCCUACCCUAAUCGUUCAGACAGGGAUGGCGAGAUGGCCAGGUGGAAAGAGAUGGCCAGGAAGGGAGAGACAGACAGUAAAAUGGCAAAAAGGCUUGGUUUAAUCAUAUCUUGCAAUCUGGCACACAAGCCAACAUGACAGUGUCUGUGUCAGUGAGAGAUGCUGGGCCCAUCUUAACUCAUCAGCAUUUUCUGACAUCUGUAUGUACAGUUGAAGUUGGAAGUUUACAUACACCUUAGCCAAAUACAUUUAAACUCAGUUUUC